Molecule: messenger RNA, 2247 nt
Organism: Ricinus communis (castor bean)
Lineage: Eukaryota; Viridiplantae; Streptophyta; Magnoliopsida; Malpighiales; Euphorbiaceae
Product: glucan endo-1,3-beta-glucosidase 1
Exons: 4
Coding region: 608-2209 (533 amino acids)
Biological process (GO): carbohydrate metabolic process
Cellular component (GO): plasma membrane
Molecular function (GO): hydrolase activity, hydrolyzing O-glycosyl compounds
Source: RefSeq, a predicted model, not a curated record
GAAAUGUAAAGAAUUUUAGCUUGCUAAUUCUCAGAUGUCCAAAACGGGAAUGAUGGGGAAAACUUAUUUGAAAAAUGCAAUAGUUAACGUCUCUCUCUGUCCGGAAAUGCAUUGCCAGGCUGUGAGAUUGUGACUCGAAGAACCUCUUGAUCAUCAAAGGUGCAGAAAAAGCCAAGUCAAUGUAGGUGAAGUUACCAUAAAGUUCUCUAGUUUACAACCCUUUUGUUUCCAAAGGCCACAUGGAAUAGAACAGCAUACAAAAAAGUAACUGUCGGUCCACAAGGUCAGUUUUGACAAUUUACAUGUCUGGCGGUAGCUAGAUACAUCAUUGUGAAGGAAAGGGCUUUUUAGAAACCAUGAACGAGCCACACUCUACUACCAAACCAACUGGUUCUUUUGGAUCGAUUCAUUGAUGUCUUCUUUGUUCUUGACACUGUAGAGUGUUAGAUCUCUCCAAUCAACAAGAAAAGCCCAAAUCAAACCCACCAAGAAAUUCUGGUAAAGAAUUUUAAAAAAUUGAAAAACUAACCCCAGAAGAUAAUGCAAGAAUCUGUAGCUGAACCAGAACCGGAGGAUGAAGAAGUAAAGCUCGAGUUCCUCUUCAAUUAUGGCAAACUCUAAGUUCAGUGUUCUCAUCUUCAACAUUAUCUUUGUCCUGUCCGUUGCAGUUUUCAAGUUAUCACAAGCUAAAUCAUCAGGACUAGCAUUGGCACAAAUUAAGCAGCAAAAGCAAGACCAGGACAGUGAGCCAUUUGUGGGUCUUAACAUAGGCACCGAUGUGUCCGAUCUCUUGUCAGCAACAUCACUUGUUUCUUUUCUGCUAGUUCAAAAGAUCACUCACAUUCGCCUAUAUGAUGCUAAUCCUGAUAUACUCAAAGCAUUGGCUAAAACCAAGAUCCGGAUCAUGAUUAGUGUCCCUAAUAAUCAGCUUCUUGCUAUUGGCUCCUCCAAUACCACAGCAGCCUCUUGGAUUGAUCGAAAUGUUGCUGCAUACUAUCCAGAGACUUUAAUUACUUCAAUUGCUGUUGGUGAUGAGGUGUUAACAACUGUACCCUCUUCAGCUCCUUUGCUUAUGCCUGCUAUUGAGUCACUUUAUAGUGCUUUAGUUGCUGCAAAUUUGCAUACCCAAAUCAAGAUUUCUACUCCACAUGCUGCUUCUAUAAUUCUCGAUCCAUUUCCACCUUCUCAGUCUUUCUUUAAUCAGAGUUGGAGUUCAGUAAUGCUUCCUCUGCUUCAAUUUUUAUCAAAAACCGGGUCCCCAUUGAUGAUGAAUCUUUAUCCAUAUUAUGUGUUUAUGCAAAACAAAGGAGUGGUGCCUCUUGAUAAUUCUUUGUUUAAGCCCUUGACACCAUCUAAAGAAAUGGUUGAUCCUAAUACUUUGUUGCAUUACACUAACGUGCUUGAUGCUAUGAUUGAUGCUGCUUAUUUUUCUAUGAAGAAUUUGAAUGUUACUGAUGUUGUGGUUCUUGUUACUGAGACUGGGUGGCCUUCAAAGGGUGACUCAAAAGAGCCUUAUGCUACUAUUGACAAUGCAGACACGUACAAUUCUAAUCUGAUUAAGCAUGUUCUUGAUCGUAGUGGGACUCCUUUUCAUCCAGAAAUCACUUCCAGUGUAUAUAUAUACGAAUUGUUCAAUGAGGACUUGAGGUCACCGCCAGUAUCAGAAGCAAAUUGGGGAUUGUUCUAUGGAAAUUCAACACCAGUUUAUUUGCUUCAUGUUUAUGGAAGUGGGACCUUUUUGGCUAAUGAUACAACAAACCAAACAUAUUGUAUUGCAAUGGAUGGUGUUGAUUCGAGAACAUUGCAGGCAGCAUUGGACUGGGCAUGUGGACCAGGAAGGGCUAAUUGCAGUGAGAUUCAGCCAGGGGAGGGUUGUUACCAGCCUAACAAUGUGAAGAACCAUGCUUCUUAUGCAUUUGAUAGCUAUUACCAGAAGGAAGGGAAGGCUCCUGGAUCUUGUGAUUUCAAGGGUGUGGCCAUGAUCACCACCACUGACCCAAGUCACAGUAGCUGUAUAUUUCCAGGAAGUAAGAAAAUAAGCAAUAAAACAAGGACAGUAAUGAACACAACCAUAUCAAGUGGCGCAACAGAUAGUUCAAGACUAAUCAUCUUCAGAAGCAGUAGGACAAUCAUAAUUGAUAAGGGUUUAAGCAAUUUCUUGGCUGUAAUAUUCUCUAUUUUGUUAUACAUUCCUUUUGUAAACUACUAGUGUUGAGGUGCCAAAAUAAAAACAAUUUUUUUGAGGUA